Molecule: messenger RNA, 684 nt
Organism: Ambispora leptoticha
Lineage: Eukaryota; Fungi; Glomeromycota; Glomeromycetes; Archaeosporales; Ambisporaceae
Source: the annotation of a GenBank genome assembly
AUGUUUUCAAUAAAAUUAAUAGACUUCAAACCAACACGCAAAAGCAGCAACACACUAAUUGCAGAAGAAAUUUUACAAUUUUAUAACAAACAAACAUCGAUCCAUGCAGACGAAUUUAUCGCCUUGUCAAUAAAACAAUGGAUCAUAGAACACAAAAAAACCGAGCAACAGAUUCUAAAGCUACUACAACUCCAAGGCGUAUCACCAAAGUAUUCAUGUAUUCUGGGAUUUUGUUUUGAAUUUGGGAUUGGUCUUCAACGUCGUAAUCCGGCUUCCGCAUUCCAAUUUUAUCAACAUGCCGCGGCAAAUAAUGACGGAUUUGCAUUGGUGCAAUUGGGAAAAUUUUAUCGACUUGGUAGAUCUGUUCCAUUUAGUCGUCUAAAGGCAGUAGAAUUGUAUCAGAAAUCGGCUGCUCUAGGUCAUCCGCAAGGGGCGUUGAAAUUUUCUCGCUAUAUAAGUAAACCAAAAGUAAUAUUUCAUUAUCAUCAAAAAGCUGCCGAGAAAGGAUUAAAGAAGGCUCAAUGUGAGAUGAUCAAAUGGUGUUUGGUGGGAGAAACAACGUUAAGGGAUAAGCAUACGUCUUUGCGUUGGUUAUUGCGAAUAUCACGAAACAAUUAUCAAGAAGAAAUCAAUUUGCCUAAAUUCAUGCGAAUGGUUUUUAAGAAUAAGAAACCUCGAGGUUAG